This is a messenger RNA of Chrysochloris asiatica (Cape golden mole), 1434 nucleotides long. RefSeq names its product protoporphyrinogen oxidase (gene PPOX). Lineage: Eukaryota; Metazoa; Chordata; Mammalia; Afrosoricida; Chrysochloridae. The transcript has 12 exons. Gene Ontology annotation, biological process: heme biosynthetic process. Gene Ontology annotation, cellular component: mitochondrial inner membrane. The record is from RefSeq and is a predicted model, not a curated record. The coding region runs from base 1 to 1434 and encodes 477 amino acids. Gene Ontology annotation, molecular function: protoporphyrinogen oxidase activity, oxygen as acceptor.
AUGGAACGGACCGUUGUUGUCCUGGGUGGAGGCAUCAGCGGUUUGGCCGCCAGUUACCACUUGAGCCGGGUCCCCAAACCCCCCAAGGUGAUCCUCGUGGAGGGCAGCAAGCGUCUGGGAGGCUGGAUCCGCUCCGUUCGAGGCCCGGAUGGUGCUAUCUUUGAACUUGGACCUCGAGGAAUUCGGCCGGCUGGAGCCUUGGGGGCCCAGACCCUGCUCCUGGUUUCGGAGCUUGGCUUGGACUCAGAAGUGUUGCCUGUCCGAGGAGAUCAGCCAGCUGCCCAAAACAGGUUCCUGUAUGUAGGAGGCACCCUGCAUGCCCUGCCCACUGGCCUCAGGGGGCUAUUCAGCCCUUCACCCCCCUUCUCCAAACCUCUGUUCUGGGCUGGGCUGAGGGACUUGACCAAGCCCCGGGGCAAAGAACCUGAUGAGACUGUGCACAGUUUUGCCCAGCGGCGCCUUGGACCUGAGGUGGCUUCUCUAGCUCUGGACAGUCUCUGCCGUGGAGUGUUUGCAGGCGACAGCCGUGAGCUCAGUAUCAGGUCUUGCUUUCCCACUCUCUUCCAAGCUGAACAAACCCAUCGUUCCAUAUUACUAGGGCUGCUGCUGGGAGCAGGGCAGGGCCCACAGGUCGACUCGGCACUCAUUCGCCAGGCCCGGGCUGAACGCUGGAGCCAGUGGUCCCUUCGUGGAGGGCUGGAGAUGUUGCCCCAGGCCCUUGACGCCCACCUGACUAGUAGGGGAGUCAGUAUUCUCAGAGGACAGCCAGUUCGUGGGCUCAGCCUCCAGGCAGAAGGACGCUGGAAGGUGUCUCUAGGGGACAGCAGCCUGGAGGCUGACCAUAUUAUUAGUGCUGUUCCAGCCUCAGUGCUCAGUGAACUGCUCCCUGCUGAGGCGGCACCUCUGGCCCUUACCCUGCGUACCAUCAGUGCUGUGUCUGUUGCUGUGGUAAAUCUGCAGUACCGAGGAGCUCAUCUGCCUGUCCAGGGAUUUGGACAUUUGGUUCCAUCCUCCGAAGACCCAGGUGUCUUGGGAAUUGUGUAUGAUUCAGUUGCUUUCCCUGAACAGGAUGGGAGCCUUCCUGGCCUCCGAGUAACUGUGAUGCUGGGAGGCUCCUGGCUACAAACACUGGAGGCCAGUGGCCAUGUCUUAUCUCAGGAGCUGUUGCAGCAGCAGGCAGAGAAAGCAGCUGCCAUACAGUUAGGACUGAAGGAGCCACCAAGUCAUUGCUUGGUCCAUCUUCAUAAGAAUUGCAUCCCCCAGUAUACAUUAGGCCACUGGAAAAAACUGGACUUAGCUUCCCGGUUUCUGGCUGCUCAUAGGCUGCCCCUAACACUAGCCGGAGCCUCCUAUGAGGGGGUUGCUGUCAAUGAUUGUAUUGAGAGUGGGCGCCAGGCAGCAGCCCAGGCCCUGGGUACAAAACCUGACAGGUGA